Momordica charantia (bitter melon) is the source of this 2330-nucleotide messenger RNA. Its product is annotated as Protein kinase superfamily protein. Gene Ontology annotation, molecular function: ATP binding; protein kinase activity. NCBI's taxonomy places the organism in Eukaryota, Viridiplantae, Streptophyta, Magnoliopsida, Cucurbitales, Cucurbitaceae. The record is from RefSeq and is a predicted model, not a curated record. Gene Ontology annotation, biological process: protein phosphorylation.
AUAGAUUGGAUAGAGUACUGAUUUGCUUGUUGGAGUACUAAUCUUAUUUUGUAGGUGCCUCGAAUUUCGGUACACCUCAUCCGAACUCCGCAGAUCUUGACCUUCGAAUCUUACGAUCAAACACAUUAAGAGCCCUUAUUUUAUGAUAUUAAGGAAAGAUUAUUUGGUUAUUUAUUAAAUCAGAGGGCGAAAUAAUAUCCAUUUGGCGAUUUUCUGGAAAUCUGAACCAGAUAGAGACUGCUUGGGAAGACACGUAACGAUAGAAUUCUAUAAUAUUUAAUAAUCAUGGGGAACAAAUCCACGACUCAUUCUCUUCCCCUGUUGUGGACUUUUCCUUGUUUCACUCGGUUCUCUCUCUUGGCCCCUUUUCACACCAAAAACCAGCCAUUUGCUACAAGAUUGUCCCUUCUGCUUGUCAAUUACCUUUGAAAUUUAAUAUCUUUUUUGUUGGGCGUUUACUGUUUCUAUACCUCUAAUUUCUUUUUUGAGUUUUUGGGUUAUUUUUGAAAUGGGUUUUUGGGUUGGUGAGCUGAAUUUUAGCUGCCUUGUAUUGACUUCCCCUAGAUCAUGGGGAGCUCGUCGUGUCCUUCAAUGUUCUCAAACCUCUGUUCUGGAUCCUGCUAUGCUCUUUAAGGUUGUCAAUAUUGAGGUUUCUGUUGUUCAGCGAAUGCAUUUCAAAUUUCGACACAAGUUUGGACAUAUAUGAUAGCUCAAUUUCUUCGUAGUGGGGUUCAGUGUCCAAGAUUUCCAAGAGAAUUCAGAAUUUUUCCUUCAUCUGGGGUCAAGAGGGAAACUGAAAAUCUAAUGAAUCCAUUUUGGAUAUCAUACCAAAGAAAACACUGAAAAUCUGGACUUGAAAUGAGGGAAUCAGCUUUUGGAGGGGACUGACUAUGAAGUGUUUCUAUUUAUUCAACAACGAGAGAAAUGUUGAGCCAAGGACUACGACGAAAUCUAUUUCGAUUCUCUCCUCGGCCUCUAAUUCGACGUCGAUGAAUCAAGAUCUUAAGAUGUUUGACUCUGAUUUGAAUUCUCAGAAUGUCUCAGAAGUCAGUGCAGCAUCUUCCGCUAAAUCUUUUGCAGCUUUGUCUCAGAGACAGAGUAAUCUUAGGGAGUUCACAUUCUCAGAUUUGAAAGCAGCCACAAAGAAUUUCAGCCGCUCACUCAUGAUUGGAGAAGGAGGAUUUGGUAGUGUCUACAGAGGGGCCAUUCGCAACACAGAAGAUCCAUAUAAAAGAAUAGAUAUUGCUGUUAAGCAAUUGAGUAGAAGAGGAUUGCAGGGUCACAAGGAAUGGGUGACAGAAGUUAACUUUUUGGGCGUCGUUGAACAUCCCAAUCUCGUCAAGUUACUUGGCUACUGUGCAGAGGAUGAUGAAAGAGGGAUCCAGCGAUUACUCGUGUACGAAUAUAUGCCGAAUCGGAGUGUGCAGGAUCAUUUAUCAAGCAGGUUUCAUAGUUCUCUUCCAUGGGCAAUAAGAAUGAAAAUAGCACAGGAUACUGCUCGUGGCUUGGCAUAUCUACAUGAAGGAAUGGAUUUCCAGAUAAUAUUUAGGGAUUUCAAGUCUUCAAAUAUACUUCUGGAUGACAAGUGGAAUGCUAAGUUGUCUGACUUUGGAUUGGCCAGGCUUGGGCCUUCAGAUGGAUUAAGUCACGUCUCUACGGCGAUUGUAGGAACAAUUGGAUAUGCAGCUCCUGAAUACCUUCAAACCGGACGACUCACAGCAAAAAUCGAUGUAUGGAGCUAUGGCGUUUUCCUGUAUGAACUGAUUACUGGUAGGCGUCCCCUAGAUCGGAACCGCCCCAAAGGCGAGCAAAAGCUCUUGGAUUGGGUCAGACUGCACCUAUCCGACUUAAAGAAGUUCGAGCUGAUACUGGACCCAAGACUUGAAGGUAAGUAUUCUAUUAAAGCUGCCUAUAAACUAGCAGCUGUAGCUAACCGCUGUUUGGUUCGGAAGGCUGCGGUGCGCCCCAAAAUGAGCGAGGUCACGGAGAUGGUAAAUCGAAUUGUAGAAGGGAGUGAUCUUGGAAGCCCUCAGCUUCCAGUAAAGAGCUCGACUUCUAACGACGAUUCUGUAGAAUCAAAAGGUGAACCUUUGACAAAACGGAUUAUGAAUCCAUUUAUUGGAGAGAAUGGUUGUUUGAUUUGCCUAGCAUGGAGACCCAAAGUUGUGAAAACUUGUUGAACAACCUCGAGAGGAAUGACACUGUGCCUCUUUUGAAAAGAAAUUUACUUGUGUAAAGAAUCACUGCUUCUUGAACUGCUGGAUCAAGUACAGUAGUUUUGUUAUGGAAAAAUUAGCUCAAUUGGUGGUGUUUUCUUGAGGUGUCCAAAA